GCAUUUAAAAGAAAGCAGCUUUUUAUAUAAAGGUAUGGAGAGGGAUAGAAGGUCAGAGAAACAGGUAAUAUUAACCCUAUACACUCAAGUUUCUGCAGGCGCUGGAUUGCAUGCCACGUGAAGCUCUUGAUUUGUACUCGAGGCUUUUCAACUACUUACAUACCAAAAAGAAGCUUCCAUACAUAUAACGUUUUGAUCUGUCCCAAUAAACCAACCACCCAAAUCAAAGAUCAUGAGGCCAAAGAUCUAUCUUUUUGGCGACUCCAUCACCGAAGAAUCCUUCGGCGACGGUGGCUGGGGCUCUUCUCUUGCUCACCAUUUCGCUCGCACGGUGGAUGUGGUGCUACGAGGGUAUAGUGGGUACAAUACCCGAUGGGCAGUGAAGGUGGCGGAGAGGGUUUUUGGGGCGGCGGAAGGCGGCGGCGGCGGAGUGAAUAAUGAAGAGCCACUAGUGGUGACCGUCUUCUUUGGGGCUAACGACGCUUGCCUUCCCAAUAGAUGCUCUGCCUUCCAACACGUGCCUCUUGACGAGUACAAACGAAACCUCCGUUCCAUUGUCUCCUUUCUCAAGAAGCGAUGGCCUACAACUCGUAUUCUCCUCAUUACUCCGCCGCCAAUUGAUGAAGAUGGGCGUCUACGACACCCUUAUAUUGAGAAUCCAUCAAAUGAGCCAGAAAGGACGAAUGAAGCUGCCGGGGCUUACGCCAAGGCUUGUGUUAAGUUAGCUGGAGAGUGUGGGAUCCCGGUGAUCGAUCUCUGGACCAAGAUGCAGCAGUUUCCGGAUUGGAAAAACGCUUGUCUAAGAGAUGGUUUGCAUCUGACUCGGAGUGGCAACGAAAUUGUGUUUGAGGAAGUGGUUAAGAAGCUCGCGGAAGAAGGCUUCAGUCCAGAAACUUUGCCCGUUGAUCUUCCACUUAUAACUGAAAUUGACCCAAGAGACCCCCUCAAGUCUUUUCAGCAGUAAAACAUAUAUGUACGUGGGUGGUGCUUUUGCGCUUGUGGAUUAUUUAGCUAUUAUUGUAGUUACAGAAAUAUUGUUAUAACCAAUCAACCUUAUACCAGGGACUUGAUUUACGGCAUUACUUUUAUCCGGCUGUUUUGCGGCCACAAACUGUUUUUUGCUUCAAUCAAUAUAAUUAAAUCUUGAACGUUGUACGUAUGAUA
Molecule: messenger RNA, 1164 nt
Organism: Morus notabilis
Lineage: Eukaryota; Viridiplantae; Streptophyta; Magnoliopsida; Rosales; Moraceae
Product: GDSL esterase/lipase At5g45920
Exons: 5
Coding region: 233-964 (243 amino acids)
Molecular function (GO): hydrolase activity, acting on ester bonds
Source: RefSeq, a predicted model, not a curated record